Messenger RNA from Brienomyrus brachyistius, 2940 nucleotides. It is a transcript of the gene amigo3, whose product is annotated as adhesion molecule with Ig-like domain 3. Gene Ontology annotation, molecular function: protein binding. The transcript has a single exon. The record is from RefSeq and is a predicted model, not a curated record. Bases 933 to 2414 code for a protein of 493 amino acids. Lineage: Eukaryota; Metazoa; Chordata; Actinopteri; Osteoglossiformes; Mormyridae. Gene Ontology annotation, biological process: brain development.
GUGAGAGAGAGAGAGAGAGAGAGAGAGAUGCACUAAGCCAAGCUUCAAAUAGAGUGAGCGAGAGAGCAGCCACGCGGCAGGCUGGAUGCUGGAGAGCUGGAGGAAGGGGCAGAAGCUCACAGGAGCUCCCCAGAGACAGAAAGUGCCUGAAAACAGCUGCAAGGUGGAUCUCCGCAACCAAACUCCGGGAGAGCCGGGAUUGCCACUGGCCAGGAUGGAGUGACCUGAGGGUUGUGGACUUUUCCCGGACUCUGGGAAGGGGGGGAGGGUGAUGGAUAUAUCAACAGGAUAGCAGCAGCUCUGAAGAUCUGGGGUCUGACUCCAUACCCCCGUGAUCUGAACCCAGGGCCCCCCCCACAUCUCGCCCCCCAGAACCAGCGCCGUUAAGACUGCUCUCAGCCCGGCAGCUCAAGCAGAGCCUCUGCUUAAAGUGUUUUACUCAGUGAACGACAAUAAGAAGAUAGCACCUGAGAAGCCAUUCUGACUCCGGACCAGGCGGGGAUCCAAAAGUCACGUACAGAGAAACUGUGAUUACUAACCUCCCCGGUGACGGAACCCUUUGACACCAAACUAGCCUGCUCCACACGUGUCAUAAACCUACGACUACCAAAGCAACAACUGAGAAACAGGACUACUGCUUGCUGACUGGAUUUACUGGGAGCUUCGGAGCACACAGAGGAUUCACAGAGGUGAGGAUUCUGCAGAGUAGAAGUAAAUCUUUCUGCCGGGGCCUCAGUCCUUGCUGAUUUCCUUUAUGCUGGAUUUCCGCUGCUCGCUAGCCAUUUUCCCUUUUGAUGCUUUGAAGUUCUUGUGGACCACAGUGUCUAUACGCCUCAGGGAGGGAGUUCUCUCAGCUCAGCCCACGGGCUCCCGGCCGGAUACGGUGGCAGCCUGGAGGCUCUCUCCGGGAGAGGAGGUGUCCGGGUGGCACGAUGAUCUUUGCUCAGAGCGUGGCGGGACUCGCGCUGCUGAUGUUACCGCUGCUGCGGCUGGCUGUGGCCAACUGCCCUCCCGGCUGCCUGUGCGCCUGCGAUAUCCUGAGCUGCGGAUCAGGGGGCCUGGAGAAGCUGCCUUCACACAUCCCCGCAUCCACGGCCAGCCUGGACCUCAGCCACAACCGGCUGACUCGCCUGGAGGAGGCCGCCUUCUUGGGCCUGCCCCGACUGGACAGCGUGCGCCUCGCGCACAACCGACUGACCGGGCUCGCUCCUGGAACUUUCCAGAACGCCACCAGCAUCCGCCACCUGGACCUGUCCUCCAACGAGCUGCAUGUAGUGGAACAUCACUACUUCCAGGAGCUAGUCAGUCUAGAGGAACUGCUGCUCUUCAACAACCGCAUCACGCGGGUAGAGAGCAGGGCUCUGGCUGGCAUGGGGAGCUUGCACCGGGCCUACCUCAGCCACAACCGGCUGACGGACUUCCCCUUCUUCUCCAUACAGGAGCACAGCCACCCUUUCCUGGGCACCCUGGACCUGUCCUCCAAUCGCAUGUCCAGGCUGCCUAUGGAGGACAUCGCAGCCCUGCCCACGUAUGUACAGAGCGGCCUGUUCCUCCACAACAACACGCUGAUCUGCGAAUGCGCCAUGUACGGAAUGUUCCGCCGCUGGGAGCAGCGGGGCUUUGGCUCCGUGAGGGACUACAAGGAGGAGCACACGUGCCUGGUGUUCGGGGAGCGCCGUGCCUCCAUCCGCUUCUUCCAGCACGGCCGCUUCUUCAAGAACUGCACCUUGCCACCAGAGGGCACACCGGGCGCGCCCGAGACCAGUCUAACGGCCUUCGUCGGGGAUCCAGUGCUGCUGGACUGCAAGACAUCCAUGCGGGGGCACCGCCUCUCCUUCCUGUGGAUCUCCCCACACCAAGAGUACAUCAUUCCACCAGGCAACAACGGCACCCUGCGCAUGUAUGUCAACGGCAGCCUGGAGAUCAUGGAGGCGCGGAUAGAAGAUUCCGGCAUCUACCUGUGCAUGGCGCUUGACCGGCAGCGGCUGCGCAACGAGACGUGGGAGGUGAACGUGACGGUGACCACGCGAUACGUCGAGGUGGAGCCUUUCAAUACGGGCUUCACCACCCUGCUGGGCUGCGUGGUCAGCCUGGUACUGGUGCUGAUGUACCUCUACCUUACGCCUUGCCGCUGCUGGUGCCAUAGGCGGCCGUCACCACCCGGGCCCACCAGCCCCGCCAACGAGUGCAGUGCCCAAUCCUCCAUGCUGACCCCCACGCCGCCGGCCACCACCGAGGGACCCGGGCGGAAGGCGGGCAGCAGCAAGCAUGUGGUCUUCCUGGAGCCCAUUAAGGAGGUCCAGAAUGGGCGUCUGCGGCCGUCGCUGGCUCCGGAGCAUCCCAAACUCACGCAGCUGCGGGGGGAAGCCGACUCCAUCAGCCCGGUGUUCUCGGACGCUACCAUCGUGCCGUAGAGGUGGGACGGUUACGUGUGACCGGACCAUAGCCACCCUUCUCUGGAUUAUCUGCUUGUUUCAGUAGAGGGGGGUAAGGAUUAUAGGCUGAUGUAUGUCUGCAUACCCGACAAAGACUGACUGAACUCCAGGAACCCGGGACUCCGCUUCCAGAAAAGGGAACAGAAUAAUAAUAAUGGUAAUGAUGCCCUUUUAGUACUGCUUAAGCCAUUAGAUCUAGCAACAGUUGCCUUGUUCAAUAAAUUAAUAACAAACUACGCAAAAGGUAGUUUGUCACACACACAAACGCCAGGCUACACAGGUAAGUCUGACAGAUCUGCAACAAGCUGCUAUUAGGUUUUACAUACUGCUCAAUACAGUUUAGAAUAAUGCAUAAAAGAUACUUAUAAUCAGCGUCUGAUAUUAAAGUCUGUUUCUAACCAGCGGACGUGGGCAGGAAUAACGUAAGAGACGUAUAGAAAUAUCAAAAAGUAAGAUUAUAUCUUAAGGAUUAGGGUUCAUACAAAACAAGCAACCAUCUCUUAGC